This is a messenger RNA of Bactrocera neohumeralis, 2464 nucleotides long. RefSeq names its product zinc finger protein 775. NCBI's taxonomy places the organism in Eukaryota, Metazoa, Arthropoda, Insecta, Diptera, Tephritidae. Gene Ontology annotation, biological process: regulation of transcription by RNA polymerase II. The coding region runs from base 411 to 1640 and encodes 409 amino acids. The transcript is spliced from 3 exons. The record is from RefSeq and is a predicted model, not a curated record. Gene Ontology annotation, molecular function: DNA-binding transcription factor activity, RNA polymerase II-specific; RNA polymerase II cis-regulatory region sequence-specific DNA binding.
AAUUUAUUGUGCAUAGUAAAUGCAAGUGGUUUCCCCGGUAUGUGGGCAUAUAUUGAAAAAAUUCCGUUUUGACGCGUUUAACAUAAUUAAUGCAUUGAUUGUAACAUAUUGUUAUUGUUUAGUUUUCACCGGCAGCAAAAAUACUAUGUUUUUAAGGAUUGUUAUUUGUAGACAUAAAAUUACAAUAGUGUACUUCAAAUUGGAAAGAUAAGCGGGGUGGGAUUGGACUUCUAAAGUAAACGGGAACGCCUACUGAAAACUUGCGGCGACAAAACCUUAAAAACAAAUCGAAUAUUCUUAUCUUCAUAGUCCAAAGUUACUUAUUAAAAACACAUAUUUUGUACAAAUAAACACACUAAUAUGCUAAUAGUCAACAUUUGAAGAAAAAAUUGGUUAAAGUACGCAACAAAAUGUCUGCCAAAAUAAAUGACACGCCCACACCGCAAGAGAUGACGUCAGCUGCAACAUCGCUGUUGUUACCAACUGCUAUAGGUGGGAGUGAUGGAUUAAGUUGCGAGAUAAAGCAUGAACCUCCCGAAGAUAUCGAUGAUCGCCCAGCAAGUAUUUUAAAUUUUCAAAACGUUAGCAAUACAAAUCCCAAUGAACGUACAGAUAGUCCUAAAAUUCGUCUUACACCAACAAUUAAGCUGAUGCCCAUACCAAAUCCGGUAGAUCCCAAACGAAGGUUUGCUUGUCCGUAUGAGAAUUGCACGAAAAGUUAUGGAAAGAGUUCUCAUCUACGUUCACAUUUAACCUGGCAUACUGGCAUCAAACCUUUUGUUUGUUCACAACAAAACUGUGGUAAAGGAUUUACUAGAUCCGAUGAGCUUAAUCGUCACGUGAGAACGCAUACGGGAGAAAAACCGUUUGAAUGUAUACAGUGCACAAAGAAAUUCUCUCGUAGUGACCAUCUCACAAAACACCUUGCUACUCAUGCUAAACAGAUGCAAAAUUGUUCUAAAAAAGUACGAGUACAUGAAGAGGGAAAUCGUUCCAAAAAGGGAUGUUAUUUAAAUGAGUCAUCUGAUUCGAAAAAUAGCUUUGAUGAUUCAGAUUUCCCUAACGAAACGGAAGAAUAUAGCAACGGGAUGCAUUUUAUGGCAGCUCUAAUUGAAAACUGUAGUCAGUCUAAAGAUGUAACGUCUGAAGCUGAAGUUAAACAAGUGUCUGAAAAACUUACGUCUGAUUGCUUACUGGAUCACAAACCUAUAAAAAUAAAACUAGAACGACCGGAAAAUAGCGAAGAGUACCAUAUAGUGCCACCCGAAACAGCUGAUCAAAAAAAACAAAAUUCCUCAGUUUUGGUCUCGGAAGAUCAAAUGUCUUCUGAAUUCGUGACACAUACAAUGAAAAAGCAAAAUUCUGAUACGAUGGAACAACGUUUAACAGUGCUAUCUGGGCAGGGUGCAUUUAUGGGGUGGCCCCAACUAGGAAAAGAUACUUCGGAAGAUUUAAUUGAUCCCCACCGUCCAUGUCGGUGCAAUCUUUGUAAAAAGUCAUUUAAACGACAGGAUGAUCUCAAUCGCCACCUUCGUACGCACACUGGAGAGAAACCUUUUAUAUGCACGGAAUGUGAGCGACGGUUCAUGCGUAGUGAUCAUUUAAAAAAACAUGUUAAAACUCAUACUAAAUGUCGGUAGUUAUAUUAAGCAAAUAGUAAACGUAUGUUAUAUGGAUAAAUAAAUAUAAAUGCAUAAUACUAAAUGAGUUAUACAAUCUAAAAUAUUUGGAUGGUUAUUAUGUAAUCGACGAGUUUCUUUCGCAAUGUGAGUAAUAAGUCAAAAUAUUAACUAUUAUAAUUUGGCAGAAAAUGGAAACAUAUUUAUUGAGAUUUCCAAAAUUUUACAUCUUGCCAUAAAUAUAUCGCGUACAGAAAUCCUUACAAAAGACUUCCCUUAGUCUGGAAAUCGUCAAUCAAUCAUUAGAAAAAAAUAUAUUAUUGCUUUGCUUUAUUAAUGCUUUAUUUCCAGGAUAAACGGUGCAAUCUUAAGUUGUGUGUAUAAAGUAAAAUAUAUAUGUAAAGUAAGAGUUAUAUAUUGAUCUCGGAUAUUCACAUUGUUAAAAACAUUUAUCCGCAAAAUACUGAAUCAUUUAUUAAUUGAAAAUAUGGGUAUUAUUUAAAAAUUAUAAAGCUUACUCAACUUUUUAAUAUUUUAAUGACUGUUGUCAAAAUUAAUGUGUAUAUAGUUUUUUUUUAUUAUGUUUAAAAACUUUUAUUAUAAUGUAUUUAUAAUGUUUAUCUACAAAAAAUAAAUAUUUUUCAUUUACAUACAUACAUACACAUAUGUAUAUACAAUUGUGCACAAAAAAAAGAAGUGAUCACAUGUACGAAGCGAAACUUUAAAUUAUUAUUAAGAAAAAUAUUUUUUUGUGUCAAAAUUUGUACACAACAUAUUCACCAAUGAUGUAUUAAAAUUUAUGCUAAAUAAAUUGGAAAACCUAGUUCCAUAUAAAAAUAGGAUAA